CAGAGCUGCACCUGAUGUUCUCUCUCAUGGACAAAGUGCCCAGCGGCAUCGAGCCCAUGCUGAAGGACCUGGAGGACCACAUCAUGAGCGCAGGCCUGGCUGACAUGGUGGCCACAGCAGAGACCAUCACCUCUGACUCAGAGAAAUAUGUGGAGCAGCUGCUCACCUUGUUUAACCGCUUCAGCCGACUGGUGAAAGAAGCCUUUCAGGACGAUCCGCGCUUCCUGACGGCUCGAGACAAAGCGUAUAAAGCUGUUGUGAAUGACGCCACUAUUUUUAAAUUAGAACUUCCUUUGAAACAGAAAGGGGUCGGUCUGAAAACUCAGCCGGAGUCCAAGUGUCCAGAGCUGCUGGCCAACUACUGCGACAUGCUGUUGAGGAAAACCCCACUGAGCAAGAAGCUCACGUCUGAGGAGAUCGAGGCCAAGCUCAAGGAAGUGCUGUUAGUGCUAAAGUAUGUCCAGAACAAAGACGUGUUCAUGCGCUAUCACAAAGCCCACCUGACCCGUCGACUCAUCCUGGACAUCUCAGCCGACAGCGAGAUAGAGGAGAACAUGGUGGAGUGGCUCAGGGAAGUAGGAAUGCCAGCAGACUAUGUCAACAAGCUGGCCAGGAUGUUUCAAGACAUCAAAGUGUCGGAGGACCUCAACCAAUCUUUUAAAGAAAUGCAUAAACACAACAGGCUCGCUUUACCAGUUGGAGCCAGGAGGCAGGAAAACUCAGGAAAAGGCAGAAAAACUCUACAUGCAUCUGCUGACUCGGUCAACAUUAAGAUCCUGAACGCUGGAGCGUGGUCGAGGAGCAGCGAGAAGGUGUUCGUCUCUCUACCGACGGAGCUGGAAGAUUUGAUACCAGAGGUGGAAGACUUCUACAAGAAGAACCACAGUGGCAGGAAGCUUCACUGGCAUCACCUCAUGUCCAACGGCAUCAUAACCUUUAAGAACGAGGUGGGCCAGUACGACCUGGAGGUGACCACCUUCCAGCUGGCUGUGCUGUUCGCCUGGAACCAGAGGCCCAGGGAGAGGAUCAGCUUUGAAAACCUCAAGCUAGCCUCGGAGCUGCCGGACGCCGAGCUGCGGCGCACUCUCUGGUCUCUGGUGGCGUUUCCCAAACUCAAGCGGCAGGUGUUGUCGUACGACCCGGUGGUGACUUCCCCCAAAGACUUUGCAGAAGGAACGCUAUUCUACGUCAACCAGGAGUUCUCUCUCAUAAAAAACUCAAAGGUUCAGAAAAGGGGGAAGAUUAACCUGAUUGGUCGGCUGCAGCUCACCACGGAGCGAAUGAGAGAGGAGGAGAACGAGGGCAUCGUGCAGCUCAGGAUACUAAGAACGCAGGAGGCCAUCAUCCAGAUCAUGAAGAUGAGGAAGCGCAUCAACAACGCGCAGCUGCAGACAGAGCUGGUGGAGAUCCUUAAGAACAUGUUUUUACCUCAGAAGAAGAUGAUCAAGGAGCAGAUCGAGUGGCUGAUAGAUCACAAGUACAUAAAGCGGGACGAGACGGAUUUAAACACCUUCAUCUACAUGGCGUAGCACAUCGAGACGACUCGUGUUGACUUUGUGAAUCAGGCCUGACGGACACUACGACACUUCCAGGCUCCCCGUCCUCUAUUUAAAAAUAAAAUCCAUUCGUGUGCAGGGAGGCAUGAAUUUAAGACUGAAAACUAUUUAAAACAAACAAAAAAAAGUGGAACUUCCUGCCUUAAAGUUGUACAAACAAAAGUAAAAGUUGCAGUGGGAGUCUGCACCAAGUGGUUCUAACUGUUUGUAGUUUGAGAUGCUCCGUCUGCUACAACACGCUAAAGGCCGACGGGAACAGCUGAGGAACUCUGGGUCGCAAAAUAUCUGCAGUCCAGUUUUAUUCCACGUAGAACAGCUGACCGUCUGAACCUUGAACAAAACGCUGCCCUCUUCACCUCGAAGCUGCUUCAACGUCUGUGUGGCGGGCGGCCCUGAUGCUGUCGUGACCCUCUGCAGUCACAGUUGAUCAAACACUUAAUCUGGACAGUCGGUGUGUAUACAGAGCCCGAUCAGCACUUCACAGGUUGCAGGACUGAACCUGACGGCAACGUCGAGCCGACUCUCUGUCCCUGGGUACAAGUCCAGAAUCCUUUCCCCCUCUACCGAGCGUCCCGGGGCAGAGGGCGAGUCACAGCGGACUGGGAGCUCACCUCAGCUCUCUUUUUUUUUGCAGGAAGCCUGGGAGACGAGGCUGAGGUCAGUAUUACACGCGGUAAAUACUACAGCUCAAAGCUUUAGGAGAGUGUACCAUGAGAUGUGAAUAAUGAAAUGAUUAAAUAAACAGCACCUUAUUAUAAAA
Cottoperca gobio is the source of this 2316-nucleotide messenger RNA. RefSeq names its product cullin-5-like. Gene Ontology annotation, molecular function: ubiquitin protein ligase binding. The coding region runs from base 15 to 1529 and encodes 504 amino acids. Gene Ontology annotation, biological process: ubiquitin-dependent protein catabolic process. The record is from RefSeq and is a predicted model, not a curated record. Lineage: Eukaryota; Metazoa; Chordata; Actinopteri; Perciformes; Bovichtidae. Gene Ontology annotation, cellular component: cullin-RING ubiquitin ligase complex. The transcript has 12 exons.